Dalotia coriaria is the source of this 4602-nucleotide messenger RNA. Its product is annotated as ATP-dependent DNA helicase Q4-like. Gene Ontology annotation, cellular component: cytoplasm; chromosome; nucleus. The record is from RefSeq and is a predicted model, not a curated record. Gene Ontology annotation, molecular function: four-way junction helicase activity; nucleic acid binding; zinc ion binding. Gene Ontology annotation, biological process: double-strand break repair via homologous recombination. Lineage: Eukaryota; Metazoa; Arthropoda; Insecta; Coleoptera; Staphylinidae.
UCUAAGAUCGUUCACUUUUUGCUUUGUUGCUUAGUUACAAAGUGCAAGAAAACCGUGUUUUUACGUGUCAUCAGCUGUUUGUUUUAUGUUAAUAAGUGAUUUACGAGUGCUUAUAAGUGAUAAUGGAACUAAUACAUGAUCCUGAGCUGAAAAGUAAAUACGAAAAGUGCAAAUAUAAAGUGAAAUACUGGGAGCAUCAGUUCAAGAAGCAGAAUGGAAGGUUACCAUCAAAGUUGGAUAUUCGGGAAGCUAGUAAUGAAAUCCGCUACGCCUAUAAAACCUACUUCAAUCUAAAAUCAGCUGCACUAGAAGCCAGUUUCCAAAACAUUGAUGGUUUUGACUCCGAAGAUGACGAAAACUCAAGCUCAACUCUUAACACACCCAACAUCAGCACCACUGAAGACAGCAAUAAUUGCAGCAGUAAUUUCAAUGCCAGUUCAACAAUACCAUUGGAAGAAUCAAAUUUUCAAGAUUCACCAACUGUCAAUACCAACAAUACAGAGUUAACAGACAAUGUAAACUCUGACAAAACAUGGGGCAAUCACCUAAACAACAAACCUGAAACAAAAGUUACAAAAGCCAAUAAAUUUGAUGCAAGUUCAAGUUUUACAAAGAAACUAUUCAAGAAUUCCAAUCCAUCCAAACGUAAUCUUCGAAAAUCUAUCUCAUUUCAUCAUAGAAACAGUGAUACAAGUUUAAAUGUAUCAGGGAAUAGUUCUUUUUCAUUCUCACAACCUACAACAUCUUGUAUGAAUGAUACUUCUAUGAAUGAUGAUAGUUUUAGUGUUGUUAAUAUGCCUAAUAGUGAAAAUCCAGUAACGAAACCAAUUGAACCUGUAAGAAUGAAUUCGUUGAAUGUUGUGCAGGCUGUACUUGAUGAAAAGUUUUCAACUGUUAGAAAUGUUGAUGCUGGAUGGAUGAAGAGAGUUGCAGUCAGUGCUGGUACUAAGAUGGUGAAUAGAAGUCUGAGUGAAGGUAACUUUGCAUUAAGUCAUCAACUUUAUACUAAUCAGACUAAAGAUACAGCUGAUCAUGACAGUGAUGAGAUUAUUGGUGAUUCUGAUGAGGAUGAAGACUCAAAAUUGCAUUUUAGUAAACGACGAAAGUUGAAUCAUGUUAAUCAUGUAAAUACUUCUGUUAUUCAACCUAUAGAAUUGACUCCAACACAACCAAUUGAAACUAAACAUGAAGAAGUGAUGGAAGUUGAAGAAAAUGUAAAACCUGCUAUAGUUAAACCUGAAAUAAAAACUAAACCAAUUGUGGAUAAAAUUGUCGAUAAAGUAGAAAUUCCAUCCAGAAAAUCAACAAGAAAUCGAAAAACUUUAGUUUCUUUAGAUCUAAAUGACCCGGAUGAUGAACAAGAUCCAUUUGCUAAUGAUGAAGAUGAAGAUCCUGACUUUAUAAAAGAUUCUACUACUAAACAUGUUGAGGAUGAUGAUGAUGAAGGUGAAACACAAGUAAAAGUUAAAAAGAAAUCACUUCCAAAGAAGAAAUCACAACCUAAGAAACAACCGAAAGAAAAGAAACAAAUUGAAGAACAAGUUGAAUCAACCGAAGAAGAAAAAACUUAUGAACUAGAAUUCUCUAUAAAACCAAGGCGUGUUACUGUUCCACGUGAUACCAACUUUAAAAACGUACUCAAAAAGUCUAAGUCUCAACCAGAAUCAUCAAAACCAAAAGAACCUCAAAUGAAAACAGCGCAACAACAGAAGAUGGAGAAACUCGAGCAAAAAAUCAAAAGCGGUAAUCUCAAUGAUAACUUUGUACGCAUUAACCUUGAAAAGAAAACUUACUCCAGAGGUAAAAAGUCGAUUAACUUUAGUAAAUAAAAGAAGUUGUGGAAGCAAAACAAAGCGAAAAAUGCACUUUGCGGGCCUGAUAUGGACAUGCGUGGUUGUGAUGGCGGACACUUGACUUGUUUUAAUUGCGGUAAAGUCGGCCAUUUUGCUGAAAAGUGCCCAAUGCAGAAAGAAGACGCUUUAUUACCUCUCCCGCAGGAGAAAGAAUUUUGUCCUUAUCCUACAUUAGAGGAAGCUUCAGAAAUGGCCAAAGGACAACUUGCGAUCAGAAGGACAAGACAGGAUGAUAAACAAGAUGGCGGGGAUGCUGGAGAAGUGGAUAAAACAGAUAAUCAAGAAGAUGAGCAAGAUGAUGAUGAAAAUGAAGAUGAUUCAAGUGAAGAUAUUGAUAAUAACAUGUUUAGUGACAAUGACGAUGAUGAUUUGUUAGCAGAAACAUUAAGACUAGAAGAGUAUGUUAAAAAGGUUGAUCAACAACAAUUCAUUGACGAUUCCAGAGUGAUCAAACCAUAUUACAACACAAAUGAAGACGGUUCAAUUAUCCCAACCCCACAGGAAGUUUUUGAUGUUCUAGAAAUGUUUGGUCAUUCAUCAUUCCGUUGCGGGCAAGAGAAAGCAAUCAUGCGUAUACUUUCCGGUCAAUCAACCUUGGUCACCUUGAGUACUGGUUCCGGUAAGAGUUUGUGUUACCAACUACCAGCUUAUCUUCUCACCAAACGCGAACCAUGCAUUGCUUUGGUAAUAUCCCCUUUAGUAUCACUCAUGGAGGAUCAGGUAACUGGUAUUCCCAAAUUCCUGAAAGCUGAGUGUUUACACACAAACAAAACUAAAGUUCAAAAGGAGCGGAUAUUAAACGCUAUAAGUACAGGAGAUUUACAUUUGUUGGUUUCACCGGAAGCUGUGGUUGCUGGUGAGAAACAAACAGGUUUCGGGUCACUGUUACGCAAAUUACCGCCAGUUGCAUUCGCUUGUAUUGAUGAAGCACAUUGUGUGUCACAAUGGUCACAUAAUUUUCGUCCUUCGUAUUUGAUGAUCUGUAGUAUUCUGAAAGAACGUUUGGGCGUUAAAACUAUCCUGGGAUUGACUGCUACUGCUACUAGAGCUACCAGUGAUAGUAUUAUUAGUCAUUUAUCUAUUCCUGAUGGUCGAAAUGGCAUUAUUAGUGAUAUUCCACUGCCGAAUAACUUAAGACUGACCGUUUCGAAGGAUGGUAAUCGUGAUAAUGCUUUGUUGAAUCUUGUACUAUCGGAGCGUUUUGAAAAUUUGAAGAGUAUAAUUGUGUAUUGUACAAGAAGGCAGGAAUGUGAACGGAUUGCAUCGUUAUUGCGGACUAGUUUGAUGAAUGAAAAUCAUGUAGAAGUUGAGGAGGGUAAUAAAAGGAAAAGGAAGAAGUUGAAGGUUCAGGCGGAGCCUUAUCACGCUGGUUUGCCUGCUAGUAAGCGGAGGAGUAUACAGAAUAGUUUCAUGCGAGGUGAUUUAAGGAUUGUUGUUGCAACUGUUGCUUUUGGUAUGGGUAUUAAUAAGUCUGACAUUCGAGCUGUGAUACAUUAUAAUCUGCCCAAGAACUUCGAGAGUUACGUGCAGGAAGUGGGUCGUGCUGGACGCGAUGGUCUUCCUGCUCAUUGUCAUUUGUUUUUGGAUGCACAGGGCCGUGAUGAAGACGAAUUACAAAGACACAUUUUCUCGGAUUCGUUAGACCGUCAUGUUAUCCGCAAACUAAACUCGAAGAUUUUUGUCCCUUGUACUUGUAAAGGUGUCUGUCCAAAACACGAAGUGGCCUUUCCUAUUGAACAAACAGUUCAGGCUUUGGAUAUUCCUGAAGAGAAUAUUUCAACGCUUCUUUGUUAUUUAGAACUUCACGAUAAAAGAUACAUCGAAGUUUUGAGUCCUGCGUACACAACUUGUAAAAUUAUCGCGUAUGGUUCAGGGAAUUACAUUCGUAAAGCAGCGCAGGAUUGCCCACCACUUGCAAUGGCGCUGGCACUUUUCGCAAAUAAGGAGAAAGAUAAAGAAAACAUUUUUGAGUUUCCUAUUGUUGAUGUGGCGGCUGCGAUGGGAUGGGACAGUGGGAUAUGCAAAUAUAAACAAAAUCUAGAAUGGACAUCAGAAAAUGGCCAACCAAAACGUUCCUUCCUCACGGUACAGUUCCAUGAUCUUGGUUUUCGUCUGCUUGCGCCUGGGAAUCUCACCGAUGAACAACUAGACGAAGUUUUGGACUCUUUAUAUUCGCGUGUACAAAAUCAAGAAAAAUGUGCGCUGCUACAACUACGCUCUCUGCACGAGACUGUCACCGCAUGCGCAGAAGUCACCUAUCGACAAUGCAUCAACGACGUAGUAACGGAAAAAGAACUCCAAUUGAAAAAUCGCAUACGUGAAUAUUUCGACAGUGCUCAGCCAUUAUCUCUGUACGAGUUGAAACCGAAACCUUGCGAUGAAGGUCUCAUUGCUAACGAUUGCCGCGCUAUGAUUAACAUGUACAGAGAUAAUACUUUCACUGGUAGGGCAUUAGCGAGGAUAUUUUAUGGUAUACAAAGUCCUAACUAUUCAGCUGUCAUUUGGGGCCGCUGCAAGUAUUGGCGAGCGCAUAUCAACUCAGAUUUUCAUAAAAUCGUUCGAAUUGCUACGAAAGAGAUACUGAAACACAGGUAAUAUCCGGUUUGUGAUCAAUUUUACACUCAAGAUGACGCCAUUUUGGUAUUGUGAUAUACUCCACUUGUUAGUUAUUUUAUUCUUAAUCUAUAUUGUAAUGUUAAUUUAAGUUUUGUUUAAAUCUCGCAUUUAAUAACAAUCAGUCAAUGUCUUA